Molecule: messenger RNA, 1458 nt
Organism: Rangifer tarandus platyrhynchus (Svalbard reindeer)
Lineage: Eukaryota; Metazoa; Chordata; Mammalia; Artiodactyla; Cervidae
Source: the annotation of a GenBank genome assembly
AUGACGUUUGAAGAAAAGCCUGAGGGCAAUGGGAGCCUUGUAGACGAGAGCCAGCAGUACCUAGGUGGGAGGCAUCAGGCAAACGGGAAACCAGGAACAAGCGGGAAAGCUAGGCUCUCUGCAAGGCAGGAGGCAAAUGCGAAGUGCGGCUUGCCCAGAAAAAGCUUCAACAGGUACACCUGGCAGGAGAUCCAGAGACACAGUCAGGAGACUGACCAGUGGCUGGUGAUCAAUCGCAAGGUCUACGAUGUUACUGGCUGGGCAGACAGGCAUCCCGGUGGGCGCCAGGUCCUCAACCACUGCGCUGGGGAAGACGCCACGGACGUCUUCAGAGCCAUGCAUCCGGACCCUGACAUUGUGCGGUUGUACCUUAAACCCCUGCUCAUCGGAGAGCUUGCUCCAGAAGAGCCCAAUCAGGAGAGAAACAAAAACUCCCGGUUGGUGGAAGAUUUCCAAGAACUGCGGAAGACAUUAGAGACCAUGAAUUUGUUCAAUGCCAACCUGGGGUUCUUCUUCCUUCACCUCGCCCAGGUCUUGAUUUUGGAAGCCCUGGCUUGGGUAAUAGUGUGGCAUUUUGGCAGUGGCUGGCUUAUCACAAUGUUCAUUUCUUUUCUUCUCACAGUUGCUCAGGUUCAGGGUUCAUUUCUGCAGCAUGACAUGGGACACCGAUCCAUAUUUAAGAAGGCCAAGUGGAACCGCCUGAUGCAAACAUUUGUGACGGGUCAUCUCAAGGGCCUAUCUGCCAAAUGGUGGAAUAACUGGCACUUCCUACACCAUGUCAAAACAAACAUCUACUCCAAAGACCCAGAUAUUAGCGGAUGCCCAUUAUUUCUUGUGGGAGAUUUCCAACCUAUCCAGUAUGGCAAGAACAAAAUCAAAUACAUCGACUAUGAGAAGCAGCACCUGUACUUCCAUGUGGUCUGGGCCCCCUUUUUCUUACCGGUAUAUCUCAACAUGGAAUCCUUUCUACUGAUGUACCGCAGAAGGGACUGGGAGGACAUUGCCUGGGUCAUCAGCUUUUAUAUCCGCUAUUACAUCACAUUUGGCCCUUUCUAUGGAAUCUACGGAACCAUGCUGCUCAUAUAUUUCGUCAAGUUUCUUGAGAGUCCCUGGAUUACAUAUGUUACCCAGAUGAGCCACAUACCAAUGAAAAUGGGCAACAAGGAGAACCAGGACUGGUUCAGCACUCAGGUCUUGGCCACCUGUAAUGUUGAACAGUCCUUUUUCAAUGACUGGUUCACUGGGCACUUGAACUUCCAAAUUGAGCACCAUCUAUUUCCCACAAUGCCAUGCCAUAAUUAUCACAAGGUGGCACCUCUGGUGAAGUCACUGUGUGCCAAGCAUGGACUGCCGUAUGUGAAUAAGCCCAUGUUGAAGGCAUUUGGAGAUAUUGCCAGGGCCCUGAAGAAGUUCGGAGCCCUCUGGAAGGAGGCUUACUGCAUGCAUCCAGAAAUAUAA